CAAGGCUGGGCAGACUCGCCGCCAGUGUAGGGCUGUCUGUCAGUACGCUUGCGCGCGAGCCAGGCACCGCGGUUCUUGAGUGUGCUGUGCCGGGCGCGCUGGGUGUAGCCAUGCAGAAAGCCGACUCCGAGCGAACUCCCAAACGGCCCCGUCUUGCCAGCCCAAGAACCCAGCCAAGCACCCCUUCCGCUGCGGCACAGGGGUACCCCGACUCCGAACUCCCCCACAACCACGAGACAUGGGACUCGGAGCAGGUGUGCGAGUUUCUAAAGAGCCUUGACCUCCGUGAUCCGGUACUGCUGGACUACAUCCGAGACAAUAAUAUCACAGGUUCAUCACUGUCCCGUCUUAAUGAGUCUUCUCUUGAGAAACUUGGAGUAAGUUCCUUGUUGGACAGAAGGAAGCUGCUUUAUGCUAUCCAGCAAUUGAAUCAAAGUCAUGUUGCUACAGGGAAGGUAAUUAAUGAUCCUGUCCAUGGCCACAUUGACCUCCAUCCUCUCCUCAUCCGAAUCAUCGACACACCUCAAUUUCAGCGGCUUCGCUACAUUAAACAGUUGGGAGGCACUUACUACGUUUUCCCAGGAGCUUCACACAAUCGAUUUGAGCACAGUCUAGGAGGUAUGUGUAAGCCUGGAGUCCUGCCUGGCAGCUGUCAUGGGCCAUUUUCUCAUAUGUUUGAUGGAAGAUUUAUUCCACGUGCUCGCCAAGACAUUAAAUGGAAGCAUGAACAGGGCUCAGUUGAUAUGUUUGAGCACCUAGUUAAUUCUAAUGGACUCAGAGCUGUGAUGGAAAAGUAUGGCCUCAUUCCUGAGGACGAUAUUUGCUUUAUCAAGGAACUAAUUGCAGGACCACCUGAACAACCAGCCAAAGCGUCUUUGUGGCCAUACAAAGGGCGUCCUAUAGAGAAAAGCUUCCUUUAUGAGAUAGUGGCCAAUAAAAAAAAUGGCAUUGAUGUGGACAAAUGGGAUUAUUUUGCCAGGGACUGCCAUCAUCUUGGAAUCCAAAAUAAUUUUGAUCACAAACGCUAUAUUACGUUUGCCCGUGUCUGUAAAGUAGAUAAAAUGCUGCAUAUUUGUACUAGAGACAAGGAGGUUGGGAAUCUAUAUGACAUGUUUCAUACACGCAACUGUUUGUACCGUAGAGCUUAUCAACACAGAGUUGGCAACAUCAUUGAUGCAAUUUUCAUCAAAUUGGCAGAUAACAUUUUUCUGGAGAUUUUAUACUCUACUGAUCCCAGAUUGGAUGCAGCACGAGAGCUUUUAAAAAAUAUUGAACGCCGUAAUCUGUACAAGUGUGUGGGUCAGACUCAGCCUGGUGUAGACAAAAAGAUUAAAAAGGUUAUCAACAUGGAUUAUGGAAUGGAAGACAAGAAUCCUGUUGAUCACGUUUACUUCUAUUGUAAGAGUAACGUCUACCAUGCAUUCCUGAUUAAUAAAAGUCAGGUUUCACAGCUUUUGCCAGAGAGAUUUGAAGAGCAGAUAAUUCGAGUGUACUGCAAGAAGCUAGAUAUACAGAGUUUUUAUGCUGCACGGGAACAUUUCAUUAAGUGGUGCUCAAUUAAAGAAUACAGCAAGCCACAGGAUUGCGAUGUUGUAACACCGCUGAAAUACGAGUGGCAUAACCAGAAUUCAGACCAGAAUCCAGCGAGCAAAAAACAGCUUUUUAAAGAUGUUUAAUGUGAAUGUCUGCAAUCAUUUGUUUACAGAAAUCCCUCACCCCAACACGAUUAAUUGAGAUAAUUUAAUCACAGAAACUGGCAAAUUUAGUGACAACUAGUACUUUUUAUUUUAUAUUUUGAAUGUGCACAAAUGCUGAAGCUAAGCAAUUUUUAUUCAAACAAAAAGAUGUUAAGCAAAUCUUGCUAUCCAUGCUAUGAGAAGUAUCACCUUGCCUAUUUUUAAUGUUAAUUAAAGACUUACUCUUUUAGUACUCUUAUUUUCUUAGGAAAACAAUUCUUUUAUAUACUCUGAACUUUUAUGACAUGUGAUUGUUUUUUUAGAGAGAAAAUUGGAAAUAAGACAAGGGUGCAGAUUGGAAUUUGAAGUUGGGUUGUCAUGAACAGCCAUGGUUAAAAACAAAACAUAAAAUCCUAGCCCCCCGAGGAGGUGCCCAUCACCCCGAAUUUGAAGACUACUCUCCUUAAGUGACCUAAAUGUUAGGGAAAGACACCGUCUCCUCACCCUUUUGGGGUAAACAGUAGGAGAUGAGAACCAGGAGUGGGUUCCAACUCUUUGGUGAGAGACCUGAUUAAUUUAUUCAAAAGAUCUGAGGGCUCUGGCCUCCUCUGAAGGGGGGGCAUAAAAUUACCUUUUAGGAGACCCCUACCCCCAGUGGCAGAGGGAUCCCCUAGACCAGGCUGUUCUCUAGGUCAGUUGUGGCUCCAGCACCGGAAAGUUUCUUUCCUGAAUACUCACUGCCCAAGUGCCAAAGGUGUUACCACUGCCCAGCCUCUGACCUGCUGCCUGCGUCUCCCUUAGGAGCGAGCAGAGGCAAGCCCUGUCUUCAGGACUACUCAGAGCUGGGACUUGGUGCUGGUCCUGCAUUUUACGGUUUCAGAGCAAAGAGGAUGAGAUGUGUGAUUACCCAGUGAGUUCCAGGCUCCCCUUUGUAAAGGGGCGUUCCACACCUCCAGCAGUGGAGUGGGUGUCACUGUGGUUGAGCAGUGCUCCUGUGCCGAGGGCCCCCUUUCCCCACAUCCCCAGUUCUGCAGAAAUUCACCAAGAGCAAAGUCUGGAGUUAGUUAGAGCCCAAGCCAGUGGGGGCCAGGGGGUCCUGAAGACGCAAGGCAGUGAGGAAUGGGAGUCUGGAGCCCCUAAUCUCUUCCGCUUUGACACUCCCUGUGGCAGUUGGGAGUGGGGCGCCAGCCCAGGCUCUGGGCAAGAGUGAGUGGAGGAAGGGAGGAACUCAGGCCCCAGGCCAGCAGAUUGUGCAGACUCAGGAGUGCUACCUAACCUCCCACCGUGUGACCAGGUUUUUGUUUUGUUGACACUUGGGUGAAAAGCAUUUGGAGUGCCUGCCAUUCUGUACUGUCACCACCCUGCUUCUCCAUCCCUCAGUAGAUAAUCAAGAGUUGACCCUAAUUCACAGGAAAAUAGUUAAAACCCUUCCCUCACACUGUGACGCCGUGAAGACGGGAUGUGUUCACCUGUGGGCGCAGACAAGCUCAGGUGAAGGCAGCCGUGGUACUAGCUCAUGUAUUUUGGCCAAGGUGCCUCUAAACCUUUCAGUAGGGAGAACUAUAGGCCUCAGACUUUUGUGUACCCAGACCCAAGGUCAAGAAUGUAAUGUUUUUCUGCUAAGAUUGUUUUUUAUUUCUGCAACUCCUCCCUGUAAAUCACUGUGGUUUCCUUUGGAAUCUUGUAGCCCCAAAAUUGUAUCAUUGUGCUAUCUGAGAAACGACUUGAAUCUAUUUCGUUUGCAAAAUAACGCAGCUGCACUUUAUGCUUUUUACAACUGUUUUAAUUAUGAGCACCAUAUGCUAUUUACAAGGUUAGAUUUAUCUUAAGAAACAUCUGCACUGUUUGUCUUAACGUGGAAAGUUUAUCAGCUUAGCCUCUGGAGUUACUGAAUGUUAUCACCUUGAGAAUGUAAAUAGAAUUGUAGUUUUAAAUGACUGGCUACUUCAUUUGGGUGAGGGGAACUGUUGCAAUAAAACUUCCUGAAUGUA
Molecule: messenger RNA, 3667 nt
Organism: Hipposideros armiger (great roundleaf bat)
Lineage: Eukaryota; Metazoa; Chordata; Mammalia; Chiroptera; Hipposideridae
Gene: SAMHD1
Product: SAM and HD domain containing deoxynucleoside triphosphate triphosphohydrolase 1
Exons: 14
Coding region: 111-1676 (521 amino acids)
Biological process (GO): regulation of innate immune response; dGTP catabolic process; defense response to virus
Cellular component (GO): nucleus
Molecular function (GO): dGTPase activity; protein binding
Source: RefSeq, a predicted model, not a curated record